GAUCAGAUGGGUGUUCUUCUAAAUGCCAUGAGCAACUUCCAUUUAAAUCCAGCAUCUUCAAAUCUUCAGACUUGGGCUUAAGGCUAGCAUCUAAUGAGCUGGGAAAUAUCUUGGCUUGGAUCGGUGCACACAUCUCUGCCACGAACUAAUGCUCCCCAUGCAUCAUCGCCCAUCAUAAGGUGCAUGAACUGGAAACUUCAACAUGCUUACCUUUAUGCGAUUGCAUGGUCAAGGGAGUGAUGGUAAUGACAUGAGCUUUGAAGGGCCAGUAAGAAGAGCAGGUGAAACUGGCCUUCAUGAGCUUAAUUGAUCUCCAUCAGUGGUUCAUGUUAAUAGCCUAAUGCAGAUCACAGUCCAGCGUGAUGAUGUUGAAAGAUAUGAAGAAGUUUGAUUCGAUUUGGCCUGUUUGAUGCUGUCAUAGCCAUCAAACUGUCAUCACGCAAGGACCCCGUUCGAUCGGAACCAAUGUUUGAUGGACCCUUACUGCUAAAAUUAUUGUGGACAUGCAUGGGAGUUGGCCAUAUAACAUAGGCUGCCUGCCAAAGUAUGAUGCCUUGAGCUCAGACACAGCUCCUCUAUUGCAGCAUGGAUAGAAGCGCAUGCUACUCCAAGGAGGGAUUGAACAAAGGGCCUUGGAGUGCCACUGAGGACAAGAUCCUCACUGACUACAUCAAAGCUCAUGGAGAAGGGAGGUGGGGGAAGGUUCCCAAUAGAGCAGGACUGAAUCGGUGCGGAAGGAGCUGCCGGCUUCGAUGGUUGAACUACCUGCGGCCAGAUGUCAAGAGGGGGAACAUCUCUCUAGAAGAGGAGGACCUCAUCAUCAGACUCCACAAGCUCUUAGGCAAUAGGUGGUCUCUGAUAGCUGGGAGGCUACCGGGCCGAACAGACACUGAAAUCAAGAAUUACUGGAACACAGUCCUGAAGAAGAAGGUUCAAGCUAGAUCAGUUCCAUUAACAAACCUAGUGUGUUUGAACCAAGAUGAAGAGAGGAAAUCCAAGAACAAAACAUCAGUUCAAGCUCCAUCAUUUGAGAAUCCAACACAGAGCAGCGAGGCUGAAGUGAGUUUGAAUCAAAGAGGCAACCAAAAUGCUCAUAAAAAUGGACUCAAGUCGCUGGUGAUCGAAGACUUGGCACCGGAUUCUUUUCUGUUAGCUCCUCAAGAUUAUGAUCUAUUGAACUUACGGACAGGUUUCGACAUCGAGGGUCUCUCCCAGCCUUCCCUUCCUGACUCUCAGUUCUUCCAACUCCUCGGUGGAAAUAUCCAACAGGACAUGAGAGAUUGUGACAAUGGUAAACUGUCUGCAUCUUUUGACGAGAAUGUCUUCUCUAGCAGAGGAGUGUUUGAGAAUUGGGUUGGGACCGACCACAUCCAACCAUAUGGUAGUCUUGAUCUUGGAUCGUUAGCUGCUUUCUUCGAAUCCGAAUCAUGAAACCUUGAGCUAUCAAGCAAUCUCUUCCUCUAGUAUUUGCUGUUGGUGAUCUCAGUGCAACUCUUUCGCCAGCAUUAAAAUAAAAUUUCCUCAAGUCCUCUACCAAA
Messenger RNA from Phoenix dactylifera (date palm), 1538 nucleotides. RefSeq names its product transcription factor MYB123-like. Gene Ontology annotation, biological process: regulation of DNA-templated transcription; cell differentiation. Gene Ontology annotation, molecular function: transcription cis-regulatory region binding. Gene Ontology annotation, cellular component: nucleus. The record is from RefSeq and is a predicted model, not a curated record. NCBI's taxonomy places the organism in Eukaryota, Viridiplantae, Streptophyta, Magnoliopsida, Arecales, Arecaceae.